Molecule: messenger RNA, 1485 nt
Organism: Blepharisma stoltei
Lineage: Eukaryota; Ciliophora; Heterotrichea; Heterotrichida; Blepharismidae
Source: the annotation of a GenBank genome assembly
AUGGAGGCCACUCAUACCACAAUUACUCAAGAAUCUGAAGUCUGUCCUCCACCACCAAAAUCCAUGUUUUCUCGCAUUCCAGGGCUAGAUCCGACUGAUGACAUCGGCAAAUUAACACAUUUCAUUGAUUUUGCCCAAAAAGUCAGCAAAUAUGAAGAAGAAGACAGCGAUUUUGCAUUGGUUGAGAAUAAGCUUCAAUCAAAAAGCAAGGUAUUGAGCAGAAGAGGAAUUUUCCAGAAUAAAGCUGUAGCCCAGAAAGCAAGGCAACCAACUGCUCCACAGCAGAAAAGUGCUCAGCCUCAGCAAAGAGUCCCUGUAAAAAGGAUCUUCAGAGAAUUCUCUGUGCCAAUUAAAGGAGAAUGGCCAGUUGUAGCUGAACUCGGCAAACAAAACGUUGACAAACUGUCAUAUGAUCCUCCAGCGCCAAUUGACAUAAGCCAAUACUCCUCUGUGUUCCAAUAUAAUAAAAAUCUGGACAAUUCAUAUAGAAAAAAUCCAAUCAAGCUGAACACAGACGAAGACUCAUUUAUUGUUCCUGGCUCAGAGGCUCCAGCAAAUUUCACAAAUGUUUCGACAACUUCUGCAGACCCUGUUAUGAGAGAACUCAUAGAAAAUAACGCUGGACAGGUCUUUAUUACUGAUGUAAUUCUUGCAGCUAUUAUGACGAUGACAAGAUCAGUAUACCCAUGGGACGUUUUGAUCACCAAAAAAAGUGACGGAAAAGUGAUUUUUGACAAAAGUAACGACUCCGCCUUAGAAAAAAUCACCGCUAAUGAGAAUGCAGCUGAAAACAUGCCUGACGAAGACGAGCCUGAAGACAGCCCUAAGCAUCCUAAAAAGCUGAUGGACGAAGCUUUAAGAGUAAACAGAGCUUUCUUUUUGGCAAGUGUAAGGCCUCCACCGUCAAGUCUUGGCUCUGAUCACCCAACUGAUGCAGAAACCCCAGGCCAUGCUCCAAUUGCUUAUAAAUACAGAAAAUGGAAACUUUAUGACGACACUGAAGUUGUGGUUAGAACUGAAAUCGACGCUUAUAUUAGAGAAGAAAGCAAAAUUUCUUACGCAAAAGUGUUUGCUGUCAAUGAAUACGACUCAAAAAUAACUGGAGGAUAUAGAUCACAGCUAGAAAGCCAUAGAGGACAAGUCCUGGGAACUGAGUAUAAAAACAACUCAUGCAAAUUAUCAAAAUGGGCCAUAAGAGGCUUGCUUUCUGGGGCUGAAUAUGUGAAGCUUGGAUUUAUAAGCAGAGAAAACUUUUCCAGGACGAGAAAUCAUGAGCUGUUCUAUGUUCACUCGUUUAGGACUCCUGAGCUUGCUGGGCAUCUUAAUUUGAACUAUCAGAACUGCUGGGGAGUUUUCAGAUCAAUAGUGGAUACUUUAAAGCAGUCUCCUGAAGGAAAAUAUCUGUUGAUCAGAGAUCCAAAUAAAUUAGUUGUUAGAAUAUAUUCGAUGACAGAACAAGAAAAGGAGGAAGAAAAAUUCAAUUAA